Ochotona princeps (American pika) is the source of this 3985-nucleotide messenger RNA. It is a transcript of the gene SORCS1, whose product is annotated as sortilin related VPS10 domain containing receptor 1. Gene Ontology annotation, cellular component: membrane; Golgi apparatus. Gene Ontology annotation, molecular function: protein binding. The coding region runs from base 79 to 3618 and encodes 1179 amino acids. The transcript has 27 exons. NCBI's taxonomy places the organism in Eukaryota, Metazoa, Chordata, Mammalia, Lagomorpha, Ochotonidae. Gene Ontology annotation, biological process: post-Golgi vesicle-mediated transport. The record is from RefSeq and is a predicted model, not a curated record.
ACGAGAGCCCCGCGCCGCCCGCAGCCGCCACCACCACCUCUGGUCUGGGACCCCUUUCCGCUUCUCUCGGCUCCAGCGAUGGGAAAAGUUGGCGCCGGCGGCGUCUUCUCAGCCGGCCUGAGCGCGCUCCUCGCCGGCGCGGGGCUCUUGGUCUUCUGCGCCCCGGGCGCCUGCCGCGGCGGCUCCUGCUGCCCCCCGCCGCACCCCAGCCCUGCCGGACGCUGGUCCACGACCCCUGGACGGUUUUAUCCCCCGGGACGGCCGGGCAGGGCUCCUGCCACGCCCCUGCCCUUCCUUGCGCGCCCCCUGUUUGCAGUGGCCCCCGGAGACCGAGCGCUGUCUGUGGAGCGGGCCCGGGGCAGCGGGGCUCCCGUGGCCGUGGCCGCACGCUCCGGCCGAAGGCGACGGAGCGGAGCGGAUCCGGAGAAGGCGGAAGGCGGAGAGGGCGCGAGCAGGAACGCCCGGGGAGCGCUGAGGGAUGCGGGGCAGCAGGAGCCUGGGACUCGGGAGCGGGACCCGGACAAAGCCACCCGUUUCCGGAUGGAGGAGCUGAGACUGACCAGCACCACGUUUGCGCUGACGGGCGACUCGGCACACAACCAAGCCAUGGUCCACUGGUCUGGCCACAACAGCAGCGUGAUUCUCAUUUUGACAAAGCUCUAUGACUAUAACCUGGGGAGCAUCACUGAGAGCUCGCUGUGGAGGUCAACUGAUUAUGGGACAACCUAUGAGAAGCUAAAUGAUAAAGUUGGUUUGAAAACAAUUUUGAGCUAUCUCUAUGUGUGCCCUACCAACAAGCGUAAGAUUAUGUUACUGACAGACCCAGAGAUUGAAAGCAGUUUAUUGAUAAGCUCAGAUGAGGGUGCAACCUAUCAAAAGUAUCGGCUGAACUUCUACAUCCAGAGCCUGCUCUUCCACCCAAAGCAAGAAGACUGGAUUCUGGCCUACAGUCAAGACCAAAAGUUGUACAGCUCUGCUGAAUUUGGGAGAAGAUGGCAGCUUAUCCAGGAAGGAGUUGUACCCAACAGGUUUUACUGGUCUGUGAUGGCGUCAAACAAGGAGCCAGACCUCAUCCAUCUUGAGGCCCGAACUGUGGAUGGUCACUCUCAGUACCUGACUUGCCGGAUGCAGAACUGCACAGACUCCAACAGAAACAAGCCCUUCCCUGGGUUCAUUGACCCAGACUCUCUGAUUGUGCAGGAUGAGUACGUGUUUGUUCAGCUAACAUCAGGAGGAAGACCGCACUACUAUGUAUCCUACCGAAGAAACGCCUUUGCCCAAAUGAAGCUUCCAAAAUAUGCCCUGCCCAAGGACAUGCAUGUCAUCAGCACAGAUGAGAACCAAGUGUUUGCAGCGGUUCAAGAGUGGAACCAGAAUGACACGUACAACCUCUACAUCUCAGACACCCGGGGGGUCUACUUCACCCUGGCCUUGGAGAACGUGCAGAGCAGCCGAGGCCCUGAGGGCAAUGUCAUGAUCGACCUCUAUGAGGUAGCAGGGAUAAAGGGAAUGUUCUUGGCUAACAAGAAGAUUGACAACCAAGUGAAGACUUUCAUCACGUAUAACAAAGGCAGAGACUGGCGAUUGCUGCAGGCCCCAGACUCCGACCUCAGGGGGGACCCUGUGCACUGCUUGCUGCCAUACUGCUCCUUACACCUGCACCUGAAGGUCUCUGAGAAUCCCUAUACGUCGGGGAUUAUCGCCAGCAGAGACACGGCUCCAAGCAUCAUAGUGGCAUCAGGGAAUAUAGGCUCUGAAUUGUCAGACAGUGAUAUCAGCAUGUUUGUCUCUUCAGAUGCAGGGAACACUUGGAGACAGAUUUUUGAAGAAGAACACAGUGUUUUGUACCUGGAUCAAGGAGGUGUCCUGGUUGCUAUGAAACACACAUCUCUCCCAAUCCGACAUCUUUGGUUGAGUUUUGAUGAAGGGAGGUCCUGGAACAAAUAUAGUUUCACAUCAAUUCCACUUUUUGUGGACGGGGUUCUUGGUGAGCCCGGGGAAGAGACUCUGAUCAUGACAGUGUUUGGACACUUCAGCCACCGCUCCGAAUGGCAGUUGGUCAAGGUGGACUACAAGUCCAUUUUCGAUAGAAGAUGUGCCGAGGAAGACUACAGACCCUGGCAGUUGCACAGCCAGGGGGAAGCAUGCAUAAUGGGAGCAAAAAGGAUAUACAAGAAGCGAAAAUCGGAACGGAAGUGUAUGCAAGGGAAGUACGCGGGGGCGAUGGAGUCUGAGCCCUGCGUCUGCACCGAGGCAGAUUUUGACUGUGACUAUGGCUAUGAGCGACACAGCAAUGGGCAGUGCCUGCCAGCCUUCUGGUUCAAUCCAUCGUCUCUGUCGAAGGACUGCAGCGUGGGGAAGAGUUAUCUCAACAGUACCGGGUACAGAAAGGUGGUUUCUAAUAACUGCACUGAUGGGGUGAGAGAACAGUACACUGCCAAGCCACAGAAGUGCCCCGGAAAGGCCCCCCGGGGACUGCGGAUCAUCACUGCUGAUGGGAAGCUGACAGCCGAACAAGGACAUAACGUCACUCUCAUGGUGCAACUGGAGGAGGGCGAUGUGCAGCGGACAUUCAUCCAGGUGGACUUCGGUGAUGGGAUUGCAGUGUCCUAUGUCAACCUGAGCUCCAUGGAAGAUGGAAUCAAACACGUCUAUCAGAAUGUGGGCAUUUUCCGAGUGACCGUGCAGGUGGACAACAGUCUGGGGUCUGACAGCGCCGUCCUGUACUUACAUGUAACUUGUCCCUUGGAGCACGUGCACCUGUCUCUUCCUUUUGUCACCACAAAGAACAAAGAGGUCAACGCGACAGCAGUGCUGUGGCCCAGCCAAGUGGGCACCCUUACUUACGUGUGGUGGUAUGGAAACAACACGGAGCCUCUAAUCACCUUGGAGGGAAGUAUAUCAUUCAAGUUCACUUCAGAAGGCAUGAAUACCAUCACAGUGCAGGUCUCAGCUGGGAAUGCCAUCUUGCAGGACACAAAGACCAUCGCCGUGUAUGAGGAAUUCCGGUCUCUGAGAUUGUCGUUUUCUCCAAACUUGGAUGACUACAACCCUGACAUCCCCGAAUGGAGGAGGGACAUCAGCCGAGUCAUCAAAAGAUCGCUGGUGGAAGCGACAGGGGUUCCAAGCCAGCACAUCUUGGUGGCGGUGCUCCCUGGCUUACCCACUGCUGCGGAGCUCUUUGUCUUACCACAUCAGGAUCCAACGGGAGAGAGCAGGAGGUCGUCUGAGGAGCUGGAGCAGGUGUCAGAAAUCCUGAUCCACAAGCUCAACCAGAAUUCGGUGCACUUUGAGUUGAAGCCUGGGGUCCAAGUCCUUGUUCAUGCCGCUCACUUGACAGCAGCGCCACUGGUGGACCUCACUCCAGCCCACAGUGGAUCUGCCAUGCUGAUGCUGCUCUCAGUGGUGUUUGUGGGGCUGGCCGUGUUUGUCAUCUACAAGUUUAAAAGGAAGAUCCCGGGGAUUAAUGUAUAUGCCCAGAUGCAGAAUGAGAAAGAACAAGAGAUGGUCAGUCCAGUCAGUCACACUGAAAGCAGGCCCGGUAUCCCUCCGCCUGAACUAAGGAGGCCUGGCCAGCUUAUAGAUGACAAGGUGGAAUCACAGCUCAUAGGAGAGUAGCUUUGCCCUCCCCUCCCUCCCCUUCUACUCAACCUGGUGACUCAUCUCUCCGAUUGCAAAGAGCAAGACACGCCACUCCACCUUCAACGCCAAAGCGGGGAUCAGCUGGGGCACAAUUUGCAAUUUAAGGAAAACCCCCUCCCCAAGGCUCCAGGACACCUGCUGAUCAGGAAAGAAUUUCGCUCUUGUCAAGUGCAUCAGCCUUCAUGACCACUAACUUUGUUUUCUCUUUCUUUCCUUUGUUGUUCUGUUUCCUAUUUUGCCAGGAAGUAUUUCAAUAGUUGCUGAGAAUCAAAGCACAAAAGAAAUCCCUACCUAUGUAAAUGUUUGACUGGAGGACGCCAGUAAACAAACAAAACAAUACAAA